This is a messenger RNA of Protobothrops mucrosquamatus (brown spotted pit viper), 1025 nucleotides long. Its product is annotated as ribonuclease P protein subunit p25-like protein. The transcript has a single exon. The record is from RefSeq and is a predicted model, not a curated record. NCBI's taxonomy places the organism in Eukaryota, Metazoa, Chordata, Lepidosauria, Squamata, Viperidae. Gene Ontology annotation, cellular component: ribonuclease MRP complex. Gene Ontology annotation, molecular function: RNA binding. The coding region runs from base 1 to 531 and encodes 176 amino acids. Gene Ontology annotation, biological process: tRNA 5'-leader removal.
AUGGAGAACUACCAGAAGUCCAAGGCAGUGGAGAAGCCUUCUCCCCUCCCUUUCACCAGCUUGCCCUCAGACAUCAUUGAAAUGAAAGUGAAGGACGGAAGCAAAAUCCGGAACCUGAUGGGCUAUGCCAUUGGCAAGAUGGAACAAGAGACGACGAGACAGAUGCUCUUCAGCGGAGUUGGCAAAGCCAUCAACAAGACCAUCACGUGCGUGGAGAUUAUGAAGCGGCGGCUCAAAGAUCUUCAUCAGAUCACAAAAGUGUUCUUUCAGCAAAUAGAGGAGAUCUGGGAACCGAUUGUGCCAGAGGCCGGCCUGGAUCCCUUGACUGUGAAACGAAAUAUCCCUGCCAUUUGUGUUUUGCUGAGCAAAGACCCCCUAGAUCAUCAGGAGCCAGGUUAUCAGGCUCCGGGAUCCUUUGAUGCUUUCUGGUUGGAAACGCUGAAUUCGGAGUCCCAAAGUCAGCCGAAAAGGAAGAAGGGGGGCGGGAGAAGGGCAGGCCCUGCAGGAAAGCACCCCUCCUCUGCCUUUUGAUAAGAAUCCCAAAACAAGCCUCAGUCGAGCGGACUGAAUUGCUUACCUAUAGAGCAAAAGAAAGCCGGACAGUUUUCAUAUUGAGAGAGGAAAAUGGAGAAUCUUGGAAUGGAAAGAGGCUGAUUUAAAGGAAGCGGAAGAAAAGAGGCUGGGUCAGGUUGAUCAUCGGCAUCUGGCAAAAGGGCUCUUUUCUUCCUUUCAGGACGAAACAAAUGCUCUGGUGGAUUGUUCUAGUGGUCGAAACAAUAAUGAUUAAAAAGAGCCUUCCUGGUUGGGGGAGAUGUGGAAAAUCUGUGCCUGUUUACCAAGAAGGUAGCUAUGACGUUUGCCUGAUGAUUUCCUCAGUGGAUGACUUGGAUGUUACCUUAGGAUCUAAUUCUGUGAGAGGGCAGGUAUUUUCUGCUUCCAAAAUUUGAUGGUGACAGGUGAUGGUGACAGGGGAAGGAGGCCCUGUUUUUUGUGGUAUUCUUUGGCUUUAACACAGGGCUCUCCAA